AUGGGGAAUCUGUUCGGGAAAAAGAAACAAAGUCGCGUGACGGAGCAAGAUAAGGCCGUUUUGCAACUGAAGCAGCAACGAGACAAACUGAGGCAGUACCAGAAGAAGAUCGGCCUGCAGCUGGAGAAGGAGCGACUUCUUGCCAAGCGGCUGCUGAAAGAUGGCCGAAAAGACAAAGCGCUGCUGCUGCUGAAGAAGAAGCGCUAUCAGGAGCAGCUGCUGGACAAGACGGACAACCAGAUCAGCAACCUGGAGCGAAUGGUCCAGGACCUGGAGUUCGCCCAGAUCGAGAAGAAGGUCGUCGACGGCCUCCGAGUCGGGAACGAGUGUCUGAAGAAAAUGCACGAGGCCAUGUCCGUCGAAGAAGUUGAGCGCAUCUUGGAUGAGACGCAGGACGCCGUCGAGUAUCAGCGGCAAAUCGACGAGAUGUUGUCGGGCUCGUUGACCCAAGAGGACGAAGAAGCCGUUUUGGCCGAGCUGGAGGCCAUCACUCAGGGAGACGUCCAGCUUCCCGAGGUCCCUUCGGACCCGCUCCCGGACGCUCCCGAGGCCGCCGGGGACCGAGCAGGUUCGUUGUCUUUUGUGGUCCUCAUCGGCGCCACCUGCAGGAAUGAAACGCGAGCAAAGUCCACUUAA
Syngnathoides biaculeatus (alligator pipefish) is the source of this 636-nucleotide messenger RNA. RefSeq names its product charged multivesicular body protein 6b (gene chmp6b). Gene Ontology annotation, cellular component: multivesicular body; ESCRT III complex. Bases 1 to 636 code for a protein of 211 amino acids. The record is from RefSeq and is a predicted model, not a curated record. Lineage: Eukaryota; Metazoa; Chordata; Actinopteri; Syngnathiformes; Syngnathidae. The transcript has 7 exons. Gene Ontology annotation, biological process: late endosome to vacuole transport via multivesicular body sorting pathway; vesicle budding from membrane.